Messenger RNA from Penicillium paradoxum, 1716 nucleotides. RefSeq names its product putative ribosomal assembly complex component Ipi3. Gene Ontology annotation, cellular component: nuclear pre-replicative complex. The transcript is spliced from 2 exons. Bases 1 to 1716 code for a protein of 571 amino acids. NCBI's taxonomy places the organism in Eukaryota, Fungi, Ascomycota, Eurotiomycetes, Eurotiales, Aspergillaceae. Gene Ontology annotation, biological process: rRNA processing; DNA-templated DNA replication. Gene Ontology annotation, molecular function: protein binding. The record is from RefSeq and is a predicted model, not a curated record.
AUGCUUUCCGAAUCAUUUGUGGCGUCGACGCUGUCAUCCGCUAAAUCUCCGACAGCCUCGCUUAGAGAUGUAGGAAUCUGCGUCCAUGAAUUGCAGCCUUCGUCGAUACUGCGAUCGACUUUCAAGAAGAGCUCAACCUCAACCAAUUCUUUGGCUGUGAGCCCCUCGCAUAUAUUUGCGGCUCAAGCAGACAAAGCUGUUGUGCACGUUUAUAGUCGGGAAAAAGGUAAUCAAGAGGGCAUUGUCCCAUUUCCGGAGCGGAUACGCAGUAUUGCGGUCGCGGGGGGCAAGUACGGCGAUGUCUUGGUUUUGGGCACUGAAGGUGGUCGAUUGAUUAUCUGGGAGACAUGCACAGGACGCCAGGUAGCCACGACGGCCUCCCACUUGCAACCGGUGACCUCACUCGUUAUCGACCCCACGUCUAACUUCAUUCUGUCCGGCUCAUCUGAUGCCAGCGUGCAUGUCUGGUCCUUGCCUAGCAUUCUCUCAUUUUCGAAACCCGCUCUCAGCGCGACUCGCCAACCCACAAACUCACCUAUCCGAACAUUCUCCAAUCACCGCGCGGCAAUCACCUCUCUUGCUGUCGGACAUAGCAAUGGCCGCCAUAACAUUGUGGUAUCAACUGCCAAAGACAACACUGCAAUCGCAUGGGACUAUCAUACUGGCCGGGUGCUGAGAACCUUCCUCCUUCCCUUGUCCGCAACAUCUGUGGCUUUAGAUCCCGUCGACCGGGCUUUCUAUGUUGGCUAUGAAGAUGGCAGCGUACAAUCAGUGGACUUCUACCGGGGUAAUUCUGCGCAGCAUCCUCUUCACGAUCCCUCGGUGCAAUCAACCCCAGCACAGGUCUCUAUGGAGGACCGGUGGCUCCCUCCCUCAGCUGAAUCAGGCUCAGUGAAGACCAUUUCCCUUACAUACGAUGGUACCACGUUACUCUCAGCCCAUGCGAAUGGGAAGGUGCUGUCAUGGAAUGUUGCCCGGCGAAAGUUCACAUCAUCGGUCGCGGACUACACGCAUCCGAUCACCAAUUUGAUCAUGCUACCCCCAGGUGGCAUCCCGCACCCUUCCUCGGAUUUGAAGAGAAAGGCCCACACUAUCGUCAAGCCCCGCCAUGAUAGUGGACUUUCUGCUCCAUCGCACGCCCCUAGCGCCGUCCCCGCAGAAUAUAUGUUCCACACGCACCUUAUUGCCCCAUCCGACUCCCAGUGCCGCAAACCAACCCAAUUCUCCCAGGCGCUUACUCAUUCGUCUUUCCCUGACUUCAUGAUCGAGGAUGGUCUUGCAGAGCUGGCAGCAUUCCGUCAGCCCGGUGGUGCGGAGGUCACUCGCGUUACUGCGAACACUACCCCUUCCAGACAAGCCCUUGAAGACACCGCCGCUCGUGAUUCGCAGGUCGCUGGAUUAGAAAACGAGGUGGCUGUGCUCAAGAAGAAGGUCGCAGUCAAUGAGACUGCUCGCCAUACUGCCGAUGACGAGGUUGUCCAGUUGCGUUCGGAACUCGCCAAUCUGCAGGAUUACAUCAACGAGCUCCAUGAGAAGCAGGAGGCCGCACAGCAGGAGAAGGUCCUUCGGCAAGCAAGGAAGCAGGAGCGUGAGGCGAAAAAGCGGGAAGCUUGGCUCGCCGCGGAGAAGAAGGGUCGCAACGGUGACACAGUGAUUCAAAAAAUGGAUAUCGACGGUGCUUUGACCAGUGACUCAGAUGAUCAGAGCGAUGAAUAA